CAUUUUGUCAGCCAUUUCCUACACUGAUCCAUUGGCAGAGUCUCCUGCACGGCACGGGACGCCCCAUUUGGCCUCAGUCAGCUUCUCCUGCCCCGGGCUUGGUCAACAGCAGCGGACCCCCCCCCUCCCCUGCACGCUCGGUACCCGGGUUGAUGAGAGACGGUGUAGCGGGUCGCUCGGCUCCCACCAGACCUCUGCAAGGCGCUCGGCCCCGGCAGGACACUCAGCACCGGAGCGGCACAAGUCCCAGACACAGACAUGGCUCUGAAGAUUGUCAAGGGGAGCAUCGAUCGGAUGUUCGAUAAAAAUCUCCAGGAUUUAGUACGUGGCAUCAGGAACCACAAGGAGGAUGAGGCCAAGUACAUCUCCACGUGCAUCGAUGAGAUCAAACAGGAGCUCAAGCAGGACAACAUCGCCGUCAAAGCCAAUGCUGUGUGCAAGCUCACCUAUCUUCAGAUGCUGGGCUAUGACGUCAGCUGGGCCGCAUUCAACAUUGUUGAAGUCAUGAGCUCCUCUAAGUUCACAUACAAGAGGAUUGGCUACCUGGCGGCUUCACAAUGCUUUCACGAGAGCACCGAUGUCAUCAUGCUGACAACCAAUCAGAUCCGAAAGGAUCUCAGCAGUCCCAACCAGUAUGACACAGGCGUUGCCCUCACUGGCCUCUCAUGUUUUGUGACCCCUGACCUCGCUCGGGACCUGGCCAAUGACAUCAUGACACUGAUGUCGCACACUAAACCCUACAUCAGGAAGAAAGCUGUGUUGAUCAUGUACAAAGUGUUUCUCAAGUACCCAGAGUCCCUGCGCCCUGCUUUCCCCAGGCUUAAGGAGAAACUGGAAGAUCCAGACCCAGGUGUCCAGUCAGCAGCAGUAAAUGUCAUCUGUGAGCUGGCCCGCAGAAAUCCCAAGAACUACCUUUCUCUGGCCCCGCUCUUCUUCAAACUCAUGACCUCCUCUACUAAUAACUGGGUUCUCAUCAAGAUCAUCAAGCUGUUUGGUGCGCUCACACCACUCGAGCCAAGAUUGGGGAAGAAGCUGAUCGAACCUCUGACUAACUUAAUCCACAGUACCUCCGCCAUGUCUCUGCUGUAUGAAUGUGUCAACACCGUGAUUGCAGUGUUGAUUUCUUUGUCCUCUGGGAUGCCUAACCACAGUGCUAGUAUCCAGCUCUGUGUGCAGAAACUGCGAAUCCUGAUCGAAGACUCGGACCAGAACUUGAAGUACCUGGGCCUGCUGGCCAUGUCAAAGAUCCUGAAGACGCAUCCCAAGUCAGUGCAGUCUCACAAGGACCUCAUUCUCCAGUGUCUGGACGACAAGGAUGAGUCCAUUCGCCUUCGAGCUCUGGACCUGCUCUAUGGCAUGGUUUCUAAGAAAAACUUAAUGGAGAUCGUAAAGAAGCUGAUGCUGCACGUGGACAAAGCAGAAGGAACCACCUACAGAGACGAGCUUCUCACCAAGAUCAUUGACAUCUGCAGCCAGAGCAACUACCAAUACAUCACCAACUUUGAAUGGUACAUCAGUAUCCUGGUGGAGCUGACCCGGUUAGAGGGCACACGGCACGGCCACCUCAUUGCCUCUCAAAUGUUGGAUGUUGCUAUUCGGGUCAAAGCCAUUAGGGUCUUCGCUGUGGCCCAGAUGGCUACUCUGCUGGACAACGCCCACCUGCUGACCGGCAACAUGCAGCGAAACGGCAUCUGUGAAGUGUUAUACGCUGCAGCGUGGAUCUGCGGCGAGUUCUCAGAACACCUGGAGAACCCAAUGCAGACGCUGGAGGCCAUGCUGCGGCCAAAGGUGGCCACCCUCCCCGGCCACAUACAGGCAGUUUACGUGCAGAAUGCAGCCAAGCUGUUUGCCACUGUGCUGAAGAGCCAGGAGGGGAACACUGAAAGCACAGCCGCGCAGGAAACCAGCCAGCUGAUGAUUGAGAGGCUACCGCUGUUCGUCCAGAGCGCCAACCUGGAGGUGCAGGAGAGGGCAUCUUGCAUCCUGCAACUUGUCAAGUACAUCCAGAAACUGCAGCAGAAGGAUGUAGAAGUAGCGGAGGAGGUCAGUGCUCUGUUUGCUGGAGAACUCAACCCUGUGGCCCCCAAGGCACAGAAGAAAGUGCCUGUUCCUGAAGGUCUGGACCUGGACGCCUGGAUCAACGAGCCUCCAUCUGAGAGCGAGUCUGAGGAUGAGCAGCCCAAGGCUAUUUUCACCAAGGAGGAGCCCAAACACUCCCGCCCCCGUCACACAGAGGUGGAUGAGAAGGAACUGGCGAGGAGGAGAGAAGCUAGAAAGCAGGAGCAAGCCAACAACCCGUUCUACAUCAAGGCCUCCCCGUCCUCUCAGAAGGUUUAUCAGGACACCCCUGGAGUGGAGCACAUCCCAGUUGUGCAGAUUGACCUCAGUGUGCCUCUCAAAGUCCCAGGUCUGCCUAUGUCUGACCAGUACGUCAAGUUGGAGGAGGAGCGCCGACAGAAGGAGAGGGCAGAAAAGAAGAAGAAGAAGAAGGAGAAGAGGAAAGAAAAGCGCAGUGGACGAGGGAAGAAACAUGACUCCGGCCCAGAGAGCGAGGAGGACAUCACCCCUGCGCAUAUGGUCGACAUAGUUACUGAGGAGAUGCCAGAGAAUGCCUUACCCAGUGAUGAUGAUGACAAAGACCCCAAUGACCCUCACAAAGCGCUGGACAUCGACCUGGACAACUUGUUGGAGAUGGCUGGGCGCAGGCCUCUUGCAGACAGUGAGAAACUACCUGUCAGGUCGCACCGUGCAGCAGAGGCUCCAAAAAGCCCCGGAGAGGAUGGAGACGCAGAGAGUGCCGCCACACAGGAGCCCAGGAAGAAGAGAAGCAAAGAUAAGAGGGAGGAGAAGAAGAAGGAUAAAGAUGGAGAUAGGAAGAAGAGCAAAGAAGAGAAGAAGAAGAAAAAACACAAACACGAAGAAAAGGAGGAGGAUCUCCUCAGCGGUCAAGCAGAAGAGUCUGUGGUCCAAUCAGAAGAAAGCAGUCAGGUGGCGGCGGCGCCGCCCACAUCGACCAGCGCUGAGGUUUCGGAUCUGGAUUUCUGGCUCUCAAACGCUCCAGUGCCCUCUAACACCCAGGAAGCAGCAACAGUAGCAGAAGCAGCAGCAGAAGCAGCCUCUGUGCCCGAGGCGGUCUCAGGCACAGCGCCAGACUCUGAGCCUGAUGAGCCCAAAGAUGCCGAGAUGGAGGAGACUAAGUCCUCCAAACACAAGAAGAAGAAGCAGAAGAAGGAGAAGGAAGAGAAGGAGAAGAAAAAGAAGAAGAAGCAUCAUCACCAUCAUCGCCACAGUGAUGCAGGUGGAGAGGAAUCUGUGCAGAAUGGCACUGUGGAGGAUGAAGAGCCUCUGCCGUCCAUGUCCAAUUACUGCCUGCUGGCAGAGAACUCCUACAUCAAGAUGAUGAUGGAAGAUGCUGAUCAGGUUUAUGACAUCCAGGGGAACCUUCAGGAUGGCAGUCAGGUCGUGGUGUCUGUUAUAUUUGAAAACAAGUGUGACAGCUUCCUCAAAUCCAUGGAGUUCAACGUCCUGGACUCUCUCAACUCCAAGCUGCAGAGGCCAGAGGGCUCGGGUCCACAUGAUGGCCUCACCGUCCCCUUCCAGCUUCCACCAGGGGUGUCCAAUGAGGCGCGAUUUGUCUUCACCAUGCAGAGCAUCGUGAUGCCACAGAAACUGAAGGGAACACUCACCUUCAUUGUCAAGAAUGAUGACUCCUCCACUCAUGAGAAACUGGACUUUAAACUGCACUUUACCUGCACCUCCUACCUAAUCUCUACUCCUUGCUACAGUGAUGCGUUUGCAAAGCUGCUGGAGUCAGGGGACCUGAAGGGCAGCUCUGUCAGACUGGAGGGGGUCAUUAUGCCCUUCCACCACCUACUAGCCAGGAUCUGCUUCCACCACCACUUCUCAGUUGUGGAGAGGAUCGACUCCUGUGCCUCCAUGUACAGCAGGACUAUCCAGGGUCACCACGUCUGUCUGCUGGUCAAAACUGUAAGUGGACCAGUCAUAUUCCUUCCAUAA
Paralichthys olivaceus (Japanese flounder) is the source of this 4017-nucleotide messenger RNA. NCBI's taxonomy places the organism in Eukaryota, Metazoa, Chordata, Actinopteri, Pleuronectiformes, Paralichthyidae. The record is from RefSeq and is a predicted model, not a curated record.